AGGGGAGAGCGAUAAGAGAGUGAGCUAACACAGGCAGUGGUUUAAAAGGCCAAGUGGUAGGCUACGGCAGGUCACUCAUAGAGUAGAGCCAGUCCAACCCUUUCAGCAACCAUGACCUACAACGGCACUUGGAAAGUAGACCGCAGCGAGAACUAUGAGAAAUUCAUGGAGCAGAUGGGUGUCAACAUGGUCAAGAGGAAGCUGGCCGCUCACGAUAACCUCAAGAUUACCCUUGAACAAACUGGAGACAAAUUUGUCGUGAAGGAGGCCAGUUCUUUCCGCACGCUGGAUUUGGAAUUUACCCUGGGAGUCACCUUUGAAUAUGCUCUUGCAGAUGGGACAAUGCUAUCAGGUUCAUGGGGCAUGGAAGGAGACAUGAUGAAAGGUACAUUCACCAGAAAGGACAAUGGAAAGGUGCUGACAACUACCAGAGCCAUUGUUGGAGAGGAACUUGUACAGAGCUACAGCUAUGAUGGAGUCGAAGCCAAGAGAAUUUUCAAGAGGGGUUAGAGGAAACCGAUCAAACAAUCCAACCACUAAGACCAAGAAGAGCUACGUUCAAAACCAGAAUGAUACCAUUUUACAACCUUUCUGAAGCCACUGGACCACUUUAGGUCUUUGUAACGCCAACAUAAUUUUUAGCUGUACAAGAUGCACUGUUUGUAAUAGAAAUGUGUAAAGCAGGUUUUAUUUGCACUUCAAGUUUUGAUAUUUUAAGAAGUAAACACAUUUUUUGAAUUAUU
Messenger RNA from Oncorhynchus kisutch (coho salmon), 743 nucleotides. RefSeq names its product fatty acid binding protein 2, intestinal (gene fabp2). The record is from RefSeq and is a predicted model, not a curated record. The coding region runs from base 112 to 510 and encodes 132 amino acids. Gene Ontology annotation, molecular function: lipid binding. NCBI's taxonomy places the organism in Eukaryota, Metazoa, Chordata, Actinopteri, Salmoniformes, Salmonidae. The transcript has 4 exons.